AUUGGAGAUUUUCUGUAGUUGCUGGGUGCUGGGAGUAGAGUGCUGUAGUUUCACUUAAGAGGGAAACUGACCGGGAAAGGGCCUCUGCAGUUUUGCUGGUUUCUCUAUUUGAUUUUUACAUUUUUUUUCCAACAAGUCCUAGAGCAAUUCAAAGUUAGUAACAUCAACAAAAAUUGUAGUUCACGUUUUUUUUUCUUUUAGUCCCCUUUUUUUGUUUUUCUUGUCAACGGAGCGGAUUUAAGUUUUUCAAGAUGCCGGUUUUUCACACCAAGACCAUAGAGAGUAUCCUGGAGCCUGUGGCUCAGCAGAUAUCCCAUCUGGUGAUAAUGCACGAAGAAGGGGAGGUGGAUGGAAAAGCAAUUCCAGACCUAACGGGACCCGUGGCCGCAGUGCAAGCGGCUGUCAGCAACCUCGUCAGGGUUGGAAAAGAGACUGUUCAGACGACAGAGGACCAGAUCAUGAAAAGGGACAUGCCGCCUGCUUUUAUUAAGGUGGAGAAUGCAUGUACUAAACUAGUUCAGGCAGCCCAAAUGCUGAAAGCCGAUCCUUAUUCAGUGCCGGCACGGGAUUACCUGAUAGAUGGAUCAAGGGGGAUUCUUUCGGGGACUUCAGAUCUGCUUUUGACCUUUGAUGAAGCAGAGGUUCGAAAAAUCAUCCGUGUCUGUAAGGGCAUUUUGGAAUAUUUAACAGUGGCAGAGGUUGUUGAGACAAUGGAAGACCUAGUAACUUACACUAAAAAUCUGGGACCGGGUAUGACAAAAAUGGCAAAAAUGAUUGAUGAGCGACAGCAGGAGUUAACGCAUCAAGAACACAGGGUGAUGUUGGUGAACUCUAUGAACACAGUGAAGGAACUGCUUCCUGUGUUGAUCUCAGCAAUUAAAAUCUACGUAACAACAAAAAGUUCCAAAAGUCAAGGAAUUGAAGAGGCUCUGAAGAAUCGUAAUUUUACUGUGGAAAAGAUGAGUGCAGAGAUCAAUGAGAUUAUCCGUGUGCUGCAGCUUACUUCCUGGGAUGAAGAUGCUUGGGCAAACAAAAAGGACACUGAAGCAAUGAAGAGAGCUUUGGCUUUAAUUGAUUCUAAAAUUAAUCAGGCAAAAGGAUGGUUAAGAGACCCUAAUGCACAACCAGGUGAUGCCGGAGAACAAGCUAUUAGACAAAUACUCGAUGAAGCUGGAAAAGUUGGAGAGUUGUGUGCUGGAAAGGAGAGAAGGGACAUCCUGGGAACAGCAAAGACACUUGGUCAGAUGACAGAUCAAGUAGCUGAAAUGCGGGCUAGGGGUCAAGGUGGUAGUCCUGGUGCUUUACAGAAAGCAGCACAGGUUUCCCAGGGCCUGGACCUACUCACUGCAAAAGUAGGUAAUGCAGCCCAAAAGCUGGAGGCUAUGACCAACUCCAAGCAAGCAAUUGCCAAGAAGAUUGAUGCUGCACAGAAUUGGCUUGCAGACCCUAAUGGUGGCCCUGAGGGAGAAGAAAAUAUCCGUGGAAUCCUGGCAGAAGCAAAGAAAAUUGCAGACCUGUGUGAGGAUCCAAAAGAGAGAGAUGAUAUCCUGCGCUCUUUUGGAGAGAUUUCUGCACUGACAGCUAAACUAAAGGAUCUAAGGAGGCAAGGCAAAGGGGAUAGCCCAGAGGCCAGAGCCUUGGCCAAGCAGAUAGCCACAGCCUUACAGAAUCUACAGUCAAAGACCAACAAAGCUGUGGCCAACAGCAGGCCUGUGAAAGCAGCCGUUAACUUGGAAGGUAAAAUUGAACAAGCUCAACGCUGGAUAGACAAUCCCAAUAUUGAAGAUCGUGGUGUAGGUCAGGCUGCAAUACGUGGACUUGUGGCUGAAGGCAGAAGACUGGCAAAUGCCAUGAUGGGCCCUUAUCGUCAAGAACUCCUUGGAAAGUGUGACCGGGUGGAGCAGCUGACUGCUCAGCUGGCAGAACUGGCAGCUCGGGGUGAGGGUGAAGGGCCCCAAGCACGAGCAGUGACGGCUCAGCUGCAGGAGUCACUCAAGGAUUUGAAAUCAAAAAUGCAGGAAGCAAUGACUCAAGAGGUUUCUGAUAUCUUCAGUGAUACUACUACUCCAAUUAAAUUGCUGGCUGUGGCAGCAACAGCGCCCCCUGAUGCUCCAAACAGGGAAGAGGUGUUUGAUGAGCGGGCUGCCAACUUUGAGAAUCAUGCAGCUAAGCUUGGAGCUACAGCAGAGAAAGCAGCAGCUGUAGGAACUGCCAAUAAAAGUACAGUGGAGGGGAUCCAGGCAACAGUGAAAUCUGCCAGAGAAUUAACACCACAGGUUGUCUCUGCUGCUCGUAUUCUCCUGAGGAAUCCUGGCAAUCAGGCAGCCUAUGAGCAUUUUGAAACCAUGAAGAAUCAGUGGAUUGACAAUGUUGAAAAAAUGACUGGUUUGGUUGAUGAAGCCAUUGAUACAAAAUCCUUGCUGGAUGCCUCUGAAGAAGCCAUUAAGAAAGACAUUGAUAAAUGUAGAGUGGCCAUGGCCAAUGUUCAACCACAGAUGCUUGUUGCUGGGGCUACUAGCAUUGCCCGACGGGCUAAUCGAAUCCUGCUUGUUGCUAAACGUGAAGUUGAGAACUCGGAAGAUCCUAAAUUUCGUGAAGUGGUGAAGGCUGCGUCAGAUGAACUGAGCAAAACUAUUUCUCCCAUGGUAAUGGAUGCCAAAGCAGUAGCAGGGAAUAUCCAAGACCCAGGCCUCCAAAAAAGCUUCUUGGAAUCUGGAUACAGAAUUCUGGGAGCUGUAGCUAAAGUACGGGAGGCCUUCCAGCCCCAAGAGCCAGACUUCCCCCCUCCUCCACCUGACCUUGAUCAGCUUCAUGUGAGCGAUGAGCCUGCUCCACCCAAACCCCCACUUCCAGAGGGAGAGGUACCUCCUCCAAGACCUCCACCUCCAGAAGAAAAGGAUGAAGAGUUCCCUGAACAAAAAGCAGGUGAAAUGGUCAACCAGCCAAUGAUGGUUGCUGCCAGGCAGUUGCAUGAUGAAGCCAGGAAGUGGUCUAGCAAGCCCGAUGUGACUGAUGAGGGUAAUGAUGCUGCUGAGGCAGACGUAGAUAUAGAUGAGGAGGAUGAUGCCGAUGAUGUUGAGUUCACCCUCCCCUCUGACAAUGAAGAUGAUUACGAGCCUGAGCUGCUCUUAAUGCCAACCAAUCAGCCUGUUAAUCAGCCCAUGCUGGCCGCUGCUCAGUCUUUGCACCAGGAAGCACGAAAGUGGUCCAGUAAGGGUAAUGACAUCAUAGGUGCUGCCAAAAGAAUGGCUUUGCUGAUGGCCGAAAUGUCCCGGCUGGUGCGAGGUGGCAGUGGCAACAAGCGUGCUCUUAUUCAGUGUGCCAAAGACAUUGCCAAGGCUUCAGAUGAGGUCACCAGACUGGCCAAGGAGGUGGCCAAGCAGUGCACUGACAAGCGCAUCCGAACAAACCUUCUCCAGGUGAGUACUAUCCAGAAAUGGGAAGGACAGUUACCGAGGAGGCUGCAUUUUGUUUGUUUUACCCCUUUCAUUUGACAUUCUCUUGGGGUU
This is a messenger RNA of Polypterus senegalus (gray bichir), 3509 nucleotides long. It is a transcript of the gene vcla, whose product is annotated as vinculin a. The transcript is spliced from 20 exons. The record is from RefSeq and is a predicted model, not a curated record. Lineage: Eukaryota; Metazoa; Chordata; Cladistia; Polypteriformes; Polypteridae. The coding region runs from base 252 to 3494 and encodes 1080 amino acids. Gene Ontology annotation, molecular function: structural molecule activity; actin filament binding. Gene Ontology annotation, cellular component: actin cytoskeleton. Gene Ontology annotation, biological process: cell adhesion.